AUGGAUUAUAGGAGGCUGAACUCUGCGACUUGCAAGGACCAUUUCCCCAUGCCUUUUAUUGAUCAGAUGCUUGAUCAGUUGGCUGAAAGGUCUUAUUAUUGCUUUUUAGACAGGCAUUCUGGCUAUAACCAGAUUAAUAUUCCUCUUGAAGACCAGGAGAAGACGACUUUCACUUGUUGUUAUGGGACUUUUGCUUUUAGUAGGAUGAUUUUUGGUCUUUGCAAUGCACCGGAGUCCGAAGUUUCUGAGCAUGCCAAUUUCUAUUGGCGCUUUAUUAAAUACUUUUCCAAGAUAGCGAAUCCCAUGUGCAAUCUUCUUGAAAAAGAGGCUAAGUUAGAGUUUAACGAGAAAUUUCGUAAGGCAUUUGAUGGGCUGAAGGAGCGCCUGACUUCUGCUCCAAUUAUUGUAUCUCAUGAUUGGUCUCUAUCAUUUGAGUUAAUGUGUGAUGCGAGUGGUAUUGCUAUUGGUGUUGUGCUUGGUCAGAAGCAUAAUAAGAUCAUACACUCGAUUUACUAUGCCAACAAAAUGCUCAAUGGGGUGCAGAUGAGCUAUACUGUGACAAAGCAGGAGCUACUUGCUGUUACGACCCUAAUUACCAAUCGUGCAGAGCCUGAGGUGAUGGAAAUUUUGAAAGCUUGCCAUGACUCUCCUGUUGAAGGUCAUCAUAGUGGAACUCGGACUGCAGCCAAGGUUUUUGAAUAUUACGCGUCAAAAUGGGUAAAAGCAGUAGCUUUAACCAAAAAUGAAGCGAAAAUUGUAUUGGGGUUCCUGAAGAAAAACAUCUUUACUCGUUUCGGUACUCCAAAGGCAAUCAUCAGCGAUGGUGGUUCACACUUUUGCAAUAGAGCCUUUGCGAGUCUGAUGGAAAAGUAUGUCAAUGCUAAUAGGACAGAUUGGUCCCAGAAGCUUGAUGCUCUUUCGGCUUAUCGAACUGCAUACAAGACUCCUACUGGGACUUUGCCUUUCAGGCUAGUUUUUGGCAUGGCAUGUCAUUUGCUAGUCAAACUUGAGCAUAAGGCCAUGUGGGCACUGAAGAAGCUAAAUAUGGAUUGGGAAGAAGCAACUAAACUUCGGUUGUUUCAACUUAAUGAGAUGGAUGAGUUUCGGUACCAGGCCUAUGAGAGUGCAGCUUUGUAUAAAGAAAGGAUGAAACACUAUCACGACCAGAAGAUUCUCAAGUGA
Lycium ferocissimum is the source of this 1182-nucleotide messenger RNA. RefSeq lists its product as uncharacterized. Lineage: Eukaryota; Viridiplantae; Streptophyta; Magnoliopsida; Solanales; Solanaceae. Bases 1 to 1182 code for a protein of 393 amino acids. The record is from RefSeq and is a predicted model, not a curated record. The transcript is spliced from 5 exons. Gene Ontology annotation, molecular function: nucleic acid binding.